Cotesia glomerata is the source of this 3640-nucleotide messenger RNA. RefSeq names its product acyl-CoA:lysophosphatidylglycerol acyltransferase 1-like. Gene Ontology annotation, molecular function: acyltransferase activity. The transcript has 7 exons. Gene Ontology annotation, cellular component: endomembrane system. NCBI's taxonomy places the organism in Eukaryota, Metazoa, Arthropoda, Insecta, Hymenoptera, Braconidae. Bases 639 to 1841 code for a protein of 400 amino acids. The record is from RefSeq and is a predicted model, not a curated record.
UAAACUCAAAUAAUUUAUAUGAGUAUAUAAUAAUAUUACAUAUUAUAUAUGAUAUAAUAAUUAGUGCGCGUCUUCAAAAUAACAGAAGUCGAUUGGAAAACGUCCAAAAAAUAUUCAUUAGCAGAUAACCUUUUUUUUGUUCAAUGUGAAAAAAUUUUCAUUCUACUGAAGUGAUUGAUGUAACACUUUAAUUUUUUAUUCACAGCAAUCAGUAUUUGAGGAUCAAAGACUACAACCAGGACAAAUAUAUAAUCACAAAAGAACUCAGGAUACAAAUAUAGUAUUUUUCGACAAUAUACGAAUUGAUGAUUUAAUUUAAUGAGCCGGUAGUAGAGAAGUGAAUCAUUUUAUUGAUGACGAUUGUUUCGUACACACCAUUUACGUUUUUUAUUCUAUUACAGACAUUAAUAUAUUUAUCGUCCCCGGCAAGUAAAACUUGAUAAGACACUGCUCUAUAUUUAUAUACAUUUGUGUGUGUUGUACAUAAGUUAAAAUAACAAGUUUUAUUCAAUUAAAAAAAAAUAUAUAUAUAUACAUAUACAUAUAUCUAUAAUUGAUAUAAUUUACGGCUACCAGUGUGCUUUGUAUUAUUCUUCGUGUAACAUGUAUAUUAUGUAAUUUUAGUUUUAAGAAAUGCUAUGGUGGACAUAAAUUGUGCACGUGAGAGCUACUCGAUAUUGUAUGACGGGUGGCAUUUUUCUAAGAUGACAGAUUCAUCAUCUUCGCCUUCAUCGGCUUUUAUCAAUAUUAUCACCAAUAUUUUUACUGUUGUAAAAGCCGUACUUCGCAUUGGAUUUGUUAUUCUUAAUAAUAUUUAUUGUAUACCAACGUAUGUAAUAUGGAUGAUGUUGUUAUCCCCUGUAAAAUUAUUUCAACCAGGAAUUUAUUGGCGAAUCGAGGGUCUUUUUUUCCACUGGUUACUAGCGAUGGUAUCCAUGUGGUCUUGGUCAGCCGGUUAUGACAUCAUUGAACAUGGUGACGAUUUACAACCAAUCAUAAAUGACAGAACACUAGUCAUUGCAAAUCAUCAAAGUACUGGCGAUGUUCCGAUGUUGAUGGCUGUUUUUAAUUCCAAGCCAAAUGUUUUACCAAAUUUAAUGUGGAUAAUGGAUCGUAUAUUUAAAUUUACAAAUUUUGGAAUUGUCUCAUUGUUACAUCGAGAUUUCUUUAUUUCUUCGGGUCGUAAACGAAGAGAAGAAAGUCUUAAACAAUUAGAGUUACAUUUGGAUAACUCAUAUAUACCACUUGAAAGAAAGUGGAUAGUACUUUUUCCGGAAGGUGGUUUUCUGUGUAAAAGACGAGAAACUUCCCAAAAAUAUGCAAAAAAAAAUAAUUUACCAAUAUUAGAAAAUGUGACUCUACCAAGAGUGGGUGCUAUGCGAACAAUAUUUGAUAAACUUGGCCCCGUUUUAAACAACGAUCCUUCUGAGAACCAGCUGAACGCUAGAUCAAAUGUGGGUCUAAAUAAACCGGAAAUUCGUUGGGUUUUGGAUAUAACAGUUGCAUAUCCUCAGGGUAAACCGAUCGAUUUACCAACAAUCAUUACGGGGUCGAGGCCGCCCUGUGAAACCGUCCUUUUUUAUCGAUUAUUUCCAAGUUCUGUAGUUCCUAAAGAUCCCGAUUUAUUGUCUAAGUGGUUGUAUGACAGAUGGGCAGAAAAAGAAACAUUGUUAGAUAAUUUUUACAAGUAUGGAUCAUUUGUGGGUUCGUCUGAUUCUUCUCACGAAGGGUCGAAAAUUCAACAAGAUCCUCUUCGAUAUUUAGUGCUUCAUCUAUUUUUUAUAACAUCUAGCUAUAUUCACUAUCACAUGUUUUCUUAUGUAUUGUCGUGCAUUUGGUGAAAUUGAUUUUAUUUAUUAUACAUCACCAGUCUACCAUUUCACUAAUCAUUAUGACUAUCAUCAUCAAAUUCCGUCAAAAAUUAUCACAUUUUCGCACGAUUGAAAAAUCUCACUGCAGAAAUAUAUUUAUUGUUUAGGGUUAUUAAUUUGUGAUAAACUAAAAGGAAAGAACAAAGAUAGAUGAAAGAGAAAGAGGAAAUAUUUUUUAAGCACAUAAUUUAUCGCAAGAACAUAGAAUUUUAUACGUCCGAAUAUCCAUGUUUCUGGGGUGUAAAUUUUAUAUAAUAUUAAAAUAUAUACGUAUGUAUGCAUGUAUAUAAACUAAUAUUUAUCGAAAUUAAUAAUUUAAAAAUAAUCUGAAUCUCGUUACGGGAUAAAAGUAUAAAUCUAUAGUAAUUUUUUCUUAUUGGAUAUUUUGUUAAUUUUUUCAAUUUUAUAUUAAAUACUUCAAUUUCAUAAUGAAUUGCUCCACAAAGAAGAUACCUUUGUAGUUUUUUGCUAAAUAAAAAAGAAGGAGUCAUUUAAAGUUUAAUAAAUAAUAAUUUUAUAUCAAUGGUCAACAUCAAAUGAUAGUUAUUAAAUUAUUUAAUGUAAAGAAUUUAGUUACGCAAAAUUCCAAUUUCUAAGUUAUAUUCGAUAUCUGCUAUGAUCCAAUAAAAUUUGAAAUCAAAGCUUCCAUAAUAUUGAAAAAUUAAUCACCAUACUUAAAGGCGCCUUAAUAUGCAUUUUUUAAAUCAGUAUUUUUGAUUUUGUUUCAUAAAAAACGAGAAGUCCAAAUAUUCAGAACCAUGAAUAGUUUAUUAACAAUUAAAAGUAUAACAUCUUGAGUAUAUAACUGUAUGGAUUAUAGUUAUUUCUAUAUCAAAGUCGUACUUUGAUGAACAAUUUUUGAAAUUCUUCAGUUUUCAAUGCUAUUUAUUGACAUUCUUAACUUGGCCGUCCAUUUUUAUACAAUUUUUAAAGGGUUUAAUCUUUCUUUUACGAAAAUUGGAUAUUAACAAAUCAUUGAUUUUAAUUCAAAGUAGAUAAAACUUUUUGUAACCAAGAACUGUAUGUCGUCAGUAUUGAUUAAAAUUUUCUAUUAUUUUAUUGUUCUUUUUAUCACAAAUGUUUUGAAUUUUUUAUUACCUGUUUUUGAUACUUAUCAUGAAAACCGAUAAAUUAUCCAAGUAUUAUAACUCAGUCACAGUUCAAUAAAAAAUAAUUUACAAGGCAGUAAAUUUCCAAUUAUUUAUAGUUACUAUAACAAUAAAGGCGCCUGAAGUAUUUUAUCAAAAAAUAAAUCAAAAUAACUUUUAAAAAAAAAAAAAAUUUUUUUUUCUUCACAUAAACUUAUCAAAGUCUGUAGAAGUUAUACUGUACACAGAAGUGUUUUUUUGUUUGUAUUUGAAAAGUGAUCAUCUUCAUUAACGUUUAUUUUCAAUUAGUGAUUUAUUUAAGAUACUAACAUUUAAAUUAAAUUUUUUAAUUACUUGUAAGAAUAAUAAAAAAAGAUUGGAGUAUGAGAAAACGACACUAUAUGUUAUUAAAACUUGCCAAUUGUUAUACAAUUUGCCGUCUAGUCCAUUACACUAAUAUAAAUUUCUUCUAUAAUUAUGACAAUUGUUUUUAUAAUUAUGCAAAAAAAGUAAUUUUUGUGCUAUUAUAUCACAUUGUAAUCAUGUAUAAAUUUUUGUAACGUUAUUUUACAAUCUAAUUUUUAUAUCAUCCAUCACCAAUGUAUUAUUAAAAAUUUAUUGUAAGUAGUGAAAUUUUUUCAGUAUGUAAUUCGACAGCCUGAUAUAUAUGAUUAAAACAUA